CUUAACCGAAGUCACUUCAUUCUUUCCAAUCUGGCCGACCGAUAACUUCGACACGUCGUCAAGCAUUCAGAAAUCAAGCGAGUAAAAUGUCACCGGCUGCAGUAAAAGAGGAGCCUCCGCGUCACCAACGCUCGACUGUGUGCAAAAUAAUGCACGCAAAGAGUGUUCUUCACAGACUAGAAGCCCAACAGCACCUGAAUGCAGCAUCAAUAUUGGCAUGUGCUCGUCAUCCAGUCGAUGGCAGGUGCGAAUGGCAUCUUCCCACCUGCUUUACAGAUCUAAAUGUCACCCAAACCCAUCGUCCUGAGCACCAGAAGUCUGCAUGCAUUAAGAAAGAGGGAGAGUCACCAUACAUCAAGGAUGAGGAAGAGUCUGUACCCAUUCAAGGUUUCAGCAAAUAUUUUGGUCCUGAGUGGCAGGGGUCUGAGUCUCCUUCCAUUAAAGAGGAAUUUGAGCACCCGCAAAUGAAACGGGAAGAGCCAGAGCACCCUCAACAGCAAAAGAGAGAAGUGCAACUUCCAAUCAAAAAGGAGGAGGUAGAGCUGCCAUACAUUAAAGAGGAGGACGAUAUCACCAGGUUGACUGGUGAGCCCCUGAAGAGCAAAGAUUGUCUGAGUGAGGCCAGCAGAGGGACAGAGCCUCCAAGCAGCAGCUCAACAGAAGGCUUGCAAACUGACAUUUUCAUCGCUCCAUCAGACAGAAAUGGCGCCACAUCACACUCAACUUACAAUGAUGAUGGUCAUAAGAAAUCUCACCAUGACGACAAACACUGUAAAUGCUCUCAGUGUGGGAAAACCUUUGCUAAUAAGCAUACCUGUCUUAGGCAUAUCAGGAGCCACACUGGCGAAAAACCUUUUGUCUGCUCAGUUUGUAGUCAAGAAUUCAGUCGAAAGCAAGACAUACAAAGACACAUAAGAACUCACACUGGCGAAAAACCUUGUUCCUGCUCCGUUUGUGGUCAAGGAUUCACUCGAAAGGAACACUUGAAAAUACACACAAGAACCCACACUGGCGAAAAACCUUUUUCCUGCUCAGUUUGUGAUCAAAGAUUCAGUCACAAGAGCACCUUAAAAAAACACACAAGAACCCACACUGGUGAAAAACCUUUUUCCUGCUCAGUUUGUGGAAAAGGAUUCAGUCUAAAGCAAGACUUGAAAACACACACAAGAACCCACACUGGUGAAAAACCUUUUGUCUGCUCAGUUUGUGGUCAUAAAUUCACUCGAAAGGGAACCUUAAACAGUCACACAAGAACCCACACUGGUGAAAAACCUUUUUCCUGCUCGAUUUGCGGUAAAGGAUUCAGUCGAAAGCAAGACUUACAAAGACACAUAAGAACCCAUACUGGUGAAAAACCUUUUUCCUGCUCCGUUUGUGGUCAAGGAUUCACUCGAAAGGAACACUUGAAACUACACACAAGAACCCACACUGGUGAAAAACCUUUUUCCUGCUCAGUUUGUGAUCAAAGAUUCAGUCAGAAAAGCACCUUAAAAAAACACACAAUAACCCACACUGGUGAAAAACCUUUUUCCUGCUCAGUUUGUGGAAAAGUAUUCAGUCUAAAGCAAGACUUGAAAACACACACAAGAACCCACACUGGUGAAAAACCUUUUGUCUGCUCAGUUUGUGGUCAUAAAUUCACUCGAAAGCAACACUUGAAAAUACACACAAGAACCCACACUGGUGAAAAACCUUUUUCCUGCUCGAUUUGCGGUAAAGGAUUCAGUCAAAAGCACGACUUACAAAGACACAUAAGAAACCACACUGGUGAAAAACCUUUUUCAUGCUCCUCUUGUGGUGAAGCAUUCAGUCAAAAGCAAAAAUUAAAAAUACAUUUCACAACCCACACCUGAAAAAACCCUUUUUCCUGCUCAGUUUGUAGUCAUUCGGAAAGAUCGGAUGAAGAGACGUGUGUGUGUUGGUGUGAGAAGCAGUGGCCAAUGACUGUUUUGACUGUCAUCCAUGCUGUUGACGAUUGCAGUUUUGGGGGCUUACAUGUGCUUUGUCCAAUCCUUGUUUGAUGUAGAUCCACACUAUUGCCUAAAGUAUUGGCUUACCUGAUUUAACUCCCAAGUUAAGUGAAUUGUGGAAACUGUUUCUUAAACACAGCCUCACGAGAUGCUUUCAUUUUUGUUGAUUUUAGAGGAGGCUGUAACGUGCAACUUAAAAUACAUGGCUGCUUAUUCAACUACAUUACCGCCACAAAAUGCAACUUUUAUUCUCAUAAAAAUCGUACAACAUAUUUUCUCGCCAUGACAGUUCGACUUUUUUUCCCCCCAUUCUAACAGUAUGACUUUAAUGUCUUUUUUUUUGUGCGGCUCUUAUACUCUGUCGUAUAAAUUGGACACUGAUAUUUUUAUUGUUUGUGCUUUUCAUCAUACCAGCCCCCGCCAAUGAAAAUCUCUCGACUCUGCUGGGAACUUUUAAGUGUUUGUA
This is a messenger RNA of Corythoichthys intestinalis (scribbled pipefish), 2436 nucleotides long. Its product is annotated as gastrula zinc finger protein XlCGF57.1-like. Lineage: Eukaryota; Metazoa; Chordata; Actinopteri; Syngnathiformes; Syngnathidae. The record is from RefSeq and is a predicted model, not a curated record. The coding region runs from base 87 to 1853 and encodes 588 amino acids. Gene Ontology annotation, biological process: regulation of transcription by RNA polymerase II. Gene Ontology annotation, cellular component: nucleus. The transcript is spliced from 4 exons. Gene Ontology annotation, molecular function: RNA polymerase II cis-regulatory region sequence-specific DNA binding; DNA-binding transcription factor activity, RNA polymerase II-specific.